Messenger RNA from Puntigrus tetrazona (Sumatra barb), 1887 nucleotides. RefSeq names its product aminolevulinate dehydratase (gene alad). Lineage: Eukaryota; Metazoa; Chordata; Actinopteri; Cypriniformes; Cyprinidae. The transcript is spliced from 12 exons. Gene Ontology annotation, biological process: heme biosynthetic process. The record is from RefSeq and is a predicted model, not a curated record. Gene Ontology annotation, molecular function: porphobilinogen synthase activity; zinc ion binding. The coding region runs from base 437 to 1432 and encodes 331 amino acids. Gene Ontology annotation, cellular component: cytosol.
GGAUGCAUCAUUAAAGUUCACCGCUCAAAUUCAACGUAUACAGCGCUAUCACUCUGGUACCUGAUAUUUUUUUUCUGCGCGCUAUUUAAUGAUAGAGAUUAAAAAUAUAUAUAAAGAUUGCAGAAGGACAUGUUUCAUAUAUGCCUCAGAUACAAGAGCAUGGCAUUUAAAUAUUUAUAAGAUUUAUAAAAAUAAAAUAAAAAAAUUAGCUAAAUGAAGAAUUGGCCUUUCUGAGCCAUCAGGCGCCACCUAGAGGAAUACAAGUUCCGUCGAACAGGAAACGGUUGACAGCUAGCAACAUUCUUCUCUCAGCAUCAAAUGCAUUGCUUUUGAGGUUCAAGGAGCAAUACUUUAGUUAGCAAGAUCUCGCUCGUUUACGGUUUCCUAUUAGCGGUGACAAAACACAAAGCUGUUUGUGUUCUGACUCUGUAGGACGAUGGCACAGCCUGCAGACUCUGUUCUUCACAGCGGUUACUUUCACCCCACGCUCCGACGCUGGCAGACCUGUGCUUCAGACCUCAGAGCAGAGAACCUCAUAUAUCCCAUCUUCAUUACUGACAGUCCUGAUGCGGUGGAACCGAUUGCCAGUCUACCUGGUCAAGCAAGAUACGGUGUUAAUAAGAUCGAGGGUUUACUUCGUCCUCUGGUGGAUAAAGGCCUGAAGUGUGUGCUGAUUUUUGGAGUUCCUGCUAAAGUUGCGAAGGAUGAGAGGGGCUCUGGGGCGGAUACAGAUGUCACUCCUGCUGUGCUGGCUGUGAAGAAACUGAGGAGCACGUUUCCUGAUCUCCUGCUGGCCUGUGAUGUGUGCCUGUGCCCCUACACUUCUCAUGGCCACUGUGGGAUUCUGCGUGAAGAUGGUAGCUUGGAUAAUGCUGCAAGCUGUUUGAGGUUGGCUGAAGUAGCUCUGGCUUAUGCUCGAGCAGGAUGCCACAUCAUUGCCCCUUCAGAUAUGAUGGAUGGACGAAUUGCAGCCAUUAAGCAAGCUCUACUCGCCAAUGAUCUUGGCAACAAGGUGUCAGUGCUGAGCUACAGUGCUAAAUUUGCCUCAUGCUACUAUGGACCAUUCAGAGAUGCUGCACAAUCUAAACCUGCUUUUGGAGACAGGCGAUGUUAUCAGCUGCCCCCGGGGGCCAGAGGACUAGCACUGCGGGCUUGUGACCGGGAUGUGAAAGAAGGUGCUGACAUGAUAAUGGUGAAACCUGGAUUACCAUACCUUGAUAUUGUGAGAGAUGUUAAGAAUAAGCACCCUACUCAUCCGCUGGCGGUGUAUAAUGUAUCCGGUGAGUUUGCCAUGUUGUGGCAUGGAGCUGAAGCUGGAGCUUUUGACCUGCGCACUGCAGUCAUGGAGGCUAUGACAGCCUUCCGUCGAGCAGGAGCUGACAUCAUCAUCACCUACUACACCCCACAGUUGCUCACAUGGCUAACAGAGUAAUAAGUUAGUUCUCCUAUAUGAAUGAACUUGGAUGAAACCAAAUCUACCGUCUCACCCUGAGACUGAAAACUAGAAGGACUUGAAGUAAAUCUGACAAGCAAAUAUCACUUCAUAAAUCAACGGCUUUUUUCACAUUUUUAUUAUUUGAUUUAUGUAUCUAUGAUGUAGUUAUAAAUGCAUUCAAUAAGUGUUUUUAUGCUUUUCUCAAAUUUUGCCAAGCUUUAGUAUUUCUUUUUGUAGUGUACAGAUGUUAAAUUGGUCAUUUUCUUUCUAAAUGUAUCUGAGUACAUGACAGAUUGGUUUUCAUAUUGAAUGUGCUUCUAUAACACUGGAACAAUAGACCUCAGGUGUUUAGUUUUCAAAUGUACUAAUAAUCACAUUUUAAGUUUUGCAUUGUUUCAUGUAGUGCAUCUUCAACUAAAAAAGAUAUUAAUAAAGCAGUAUGUAAACAUCAA